This is a messenger RNA of Trichoderma asperellum CBS 433.97, 1726 nucleotides long. RefSeq lists its product as uncharacterized. The record is from RefSeq and is a predicted model, not a curated record. Lineage: Eukaryota; Fungi; Ascomycota; Sordariomycetes; Hypocreales; Hypocreaceae. Gene Ontology annotation, biological process: transmembrane transport. Gene Ontology annotation, cellular component: membrane. Gene Ontology annotation, molecular function: transmembrane transporter activity.
GUCAAUUGAAACACGGCUAUUGUUGCAGCUCGUUCUUCACUCAUGGCGAACGGCGAGAUAAACGCUCAUGAGGAUGCACCUCUGCUGGGUGAAUAUGAGCGCGAACGCGAACCCAUCUUCCCCAGCGAUGACGAGGCCGCGCCUCCGAUAAUCAACGCAGCACGAUGGCAGGUAAAGACGAGAAAAUCAAUAGUCAGAACCAUCGCAAUUGUGCAAUGCGCCAUCAUCGGCACUGGCAUGCUGCUGCUUAUUCCUCUCUAUCGCCUUAUUGAGGACAGCGUCUGCCACGUUUAUUACGGCGACGACUCGUUGGACUUGAUCGAUGAGAUGAAGUGUAAAACGGACGAGGUCCAGGCUCAGAUGGCAUAUCUGCUUGGAUGGCUGGGGCUUUUUCAUUCUAUAAUGAGCCUUCUCUCGACGUUUCCCUUUGGCAUGCUUGCGGAUAAGAUUGGUCGCAAGCCGACGAUACUAUUAGCUUCCGUCGGCAUGGCAUUAGGGCCAAUCUCUGGCCCGUUUAUGCUCGGAUUUUUCCAGUCUACAGUCCGCAAGAAUCCUUACAUUCUCAUGAUCAGCUCACUCGCGCUCUUGAUCGGUGGCGGAAUCCAAGUUGUGCUGGCCAUGCUGUAUGCCAUGGCUGCUGAUGUUAGCUCAGAAAAGGAAAAAGCUGCUAGCUUCCUCCAACUCACGUUUGGUGCUACCGUGGGUGGUCUCGUCGGUCCCCUCGUCAAUGGAUUUUUGAUGCAAAAGUAUGGCCCCUGGGUCCCCAUCUGGGUUUCCAUCUCCUGCAUGCCCUUCAUCUUCCUAGCAUUCGGUUUCCUUCCAGAGACGCUCCCGGUUGACCGGAGAAUGAAGGGAGGCGACAGCGACCUAUCUGUUGAAUUAAUCAAGCGAAAAGUCGGCGCAGCCCUGGUCGAGCUCAGAAAAGCUCUGCGCCUGUUUGCAAACCCCAGCAUUCCUCUUGCACUCCUCACUUUUCUGUUCCAGGCCGCACGAUAUACCGCCUAUACCAGCACCAUCUUACAAUACGUCAGCAAACAUUUUGGAUGGCGCCUCGCGGAGACGAGCUUUCUCCUGUCGCCCUUUGGACUUCUCAACUUGAUCGUUCUAGCUGUUCUCCCUAGGAUCUCCACACUUCUCGUGUCACCCCGUUUCGGUUACUCUUCCUUUAAGAAGGACCUGCUGUUGACACGAUACUCUACUGUGUUGCUCUUUAUUGGCGCUAUUGUUGAAGGCUUCAGCCACAACAUUGUGUUAUUCAUCAUCGGUCUGUUCAUCGAGACCUUUGGAGCAGCCGUUAGCCCUUUGGCGCGAGCCACCAUAACACACUACGUCGACCCAGAGCAUACUUCUACACUCUAUGCUCUGAUCAGCACAACUGAGAUUUUCGGCACCUUUAUCGGAGGACCGGCGCUGGCAUGGUGCUUCGAUAUGGGCUUGCAAAAGAAGGGGCUCUGGAUCGGCAUGCCCUGGUUUUACAUUGCACUGCUGUGUCUUAUUGCCUGGGUUGGACUCUUAUUUGUGCAGCCCCCGCCAGCAAAGCGUAGUUCAGGCAAUGGAAAUGGCGAUGACGAGCUAGUUAGCUCUCAUGAGGAUUAGCUCAAGGUGCUGCUUCUGUAAUAGAUAUAUUCCUUUUUUUUUCUUCGUUCUUUUUCUCAUAGUGUAUAUAAGCGGAAGCUUCAGACGUGAAUAAACAGAGAUAAGUAAACUCUGAUGCAUUCAAUAUCUC